GAAAAGGGCAAAAAAGUCAAGAGACUGAGUCGUCUUCAAGCAAAGAGUCUUAGGACAAAACCACCUCGGAAUUCAGGAAAAAAAAAGGACCAGAAAUUUCGAGAGAAAAUCGCAAAAGCGGAACCGGCAUGGCGAUGAGAGAGUGUAACCCAUCGGAUUUCGAAGUUGAAGAAGAAGAGGAAACGCCGUCGUCGUCGCCAUCAUCGAUAUCAUCACCAUCAUCGCCAUUGCUGUACAUCGACAUAGAUCGACACGUGGCGUUCUUAGAGAUGAUGUACAAUUUGGUGCCUUACCACUACCAGUCGCAGGAGAUCAAUCGCCUCACUCUUGCAUUUUUCACUAUCUCUGGCCUUCACCUCCUCCAAGCCUUAGAUCGCGUUGACAAGGACAGAGUUGCCAAUUGGGUUUUAUCCUUUCAGGCUCAUCCAAGAAGUAGAGCUGAAGUGACAAAUGGACAAUUUUACGGUUUCCAUGGCUCUAGGACUUCACAGUUCCCUCCAGAUGAAAAUGGGGUCUCAGCUUAUAAUGCUGGCCACUUGGCAAGCACGUAUUGCGCCCUAGCCAUACUAAAGAUGGUUGGAUUUGAUCUCGCAACUCUAGACAAGGAAUCAAUAUUGAUAUCCAUGAGAAAUCUUCAACAGCCUGAUGGAAGUUUUAUGCCGUUGCAUGUUGGGGCAGAGACAGAUCUUCGCUUUGUAUAUUGUGCUGCUGCUAUCUGUUUUAUGUUGGAGGAUUGGAGUGGCAUGGAUAUCGAGAAAGCCAAGGAAUACAUCUCAAAUUGCCAGUCGUAUGACGGUGGCUUUGGCUUGUCACCUGGUUUAGAAUCACAUGGUGAGUUGGAAAAUAUCUCAUGUAAUUGCUGUCUUAGUGACACAGGGGGUGGUACUUAUUGUGCUGUGGCAUCUCUUCGUUUAAUGGGCUACAUUGAAGAUGAUCUUCUGUCAAAAAAUACAUCAUCUUCCAUCAUAAAUGUGCCGUUAUUGCUGGAUUGGAGUAUGCAGAGGCAGGCAACUGAUGGUGGAUUUCAAGGCAGAGCCAAUAAAUCUAGUGAUACAUGCUAUGCAUUUUGGGUUGGGGCAGUUUUGAGGAUCUUAGGGGCCUACAAAUUCAUUGACAAGAUUGCUUUACGCAAAUUUUUGCUGACUUGUCAGUCUGAGUUUGGAGGUUUCAGUAAGUAUCCCGGCGGGCUGCCAGAUAUAUAUCAUUCCUACUAUGGAUAUACUGCAUUCAGCCUUUUGGAAGAACCUGGCUUUAACCCACUCUGUGCUGAACUUGGAAUGACUGAUCUUGCUGCCUUGGGAAUCAUUUGACACCAAUAUCACUCUUCACCUCAUUAGGUUUGUAAUUUAUUCAACUUGAAUUCCGCCACACUGCCAUGCUGAUUGGACCACACUCUUCACAUAUCUUACUUGUAAUUGUACUCAUCUUUUCUUGUUUUUCGAUUCUAAACCCAUUGAUUUGCAUCCCAGAUGUGAAAAUAUAUGCAAUUAAGAAAGUUCAGCUUGUGUUUUACUAACAAUUUUUUAUGCAUAACCUAGGAUGAGGAUGACAGGAUCAAUGUAAUAAAGAUUGUUAACUGUGAAUGACAGGAAACCUCAAAUUUGUUCGAUUAAUC
This is a messenger RNA of Durio zibethinus, 1615 nucleotides long. The record is from RefSeq and is a predicted model, not a curated record. Lineage: Eukaryota; Viridiplantae; Streptophyta; Magnoliopsida; Malvales; Malvaceae.